Acanthisitta chloris (rifleman) is the source of this 885-nucleotide messenger RNA. Its product is annotated as protein jagged-2-like. The record is from RefSeq and is a predicted model, not a curated record. Lineage: Eukaryota; Metazoa; Chordata; Aves; Passeriformes; Acanthisittidae. The transcript is spliced from 7 exons. The annotation marks the transcript as partial. Gene Ontology annotation, molecular function: calcium ion binding. Gene Ontology annotation, biological process: heterophilic cell-cell adhesion; establishment or maintenance of epithelial cell apical/basal polarity; cell communication. Gene Ontology annotation, cellular component: protein-containing complex; plasma membrane.
AUGAUCAACCCAGAAGAUCGAUGGAAGACACUCCAGUUUAAUGGUCCUGUUGCCCAUUUUGAAGUCCAAAUAAGAGUGAAGUGUGAUGAGAACUACUACAGUGCUCUGUGCAAUAAGUUUUGUGGCCCUCGGGAUGACUUUGUUGGGCACUACACUUGUGAUCAGAAUGGGAACAAAGCCUGCAUGGAAGGUUGGAUGGGAGAAGAAUGUAAACAAGCUGUGUGCAAACAAGGAUGUAAUUUGCUCCAUGGGGGUUGCAGUGUCCCAGGGGAAUGCAAGUGUCACUACGGCUGGCAGGGACAGUUCUGUGACGAGUGUGUCCGUUACCCAGGCUGUGCUCACGGCAGCUGCAACGAGCCAUGGCAGUGCAACUGUGAGACCAACUGGGGUGGCCUGCUCUGCAACAAAGAUCUGAACUACUGUGGGAAUCACCAUCCCUGCCUGAACGGUGGGACCUGCAUGAACACGGAGCCCGACGAGUAUCGCUGUGCCUGCCCUGAUGGCUACUCGGGGAAGAACUGCGAAAUUGCGGAACAUGCUUGUGUGUCUAAUCCCUGUGCUAACGGUGGAAUUUGCCACGAGAUUUCCUCAGGCUUCAAGUGUCACUGCCCAGCAGGGUGGAGUGGACCAACAUGUGCUAUUGAUAUCGACGAAUGUGCAUCUAACCCUUGUGCUCAAGGAGGGACCUGCAUCGAUGGUGUAAAUGCAUUCGAGUGCAUAUGUCCACAGCAGUGGAUUGGAGCAACUUGCCAGCUUGGCAAAAACUGUGAGACAGAGACAGAUGAGUGUGAGAGCAAUCCCUGCCAGAACGGAGGUCGCUGCAAGGACCUGCUCAAUGGCUUCAGCUGCCUGUGCUCCCAGGGAUUCUCGGGAGUCUUCUGCGAG